UGUGUUCACAGAGCGACACCUCUCACAUCGCAUCCUGCCUCAGAGCUUCAGCUUCUCUCCGGGGAUGCAGCAGGUUUCCACCGACUGUGAUCUGAGUCAACUGUGAUUUAGCAGCAGCCUGCUGCUCUCGUGAUUUUUUUUCUCCGUCUUCUUCUCGCUCUUAUUUGAAAACUUCAGAAAGUGGAGAGUAAUUUGCUGCAAACUUUUGCAUCCUUUGCUGAACCGACGUGCUGUGCAUGAUGUUAACACACACACUGAUGGAGGCAGCAGCAGCUCAGCAUUCACGCCAGUAACUCAGGCACAAGCAGCAUAAAAAUGAACAUAUCGACGAGACCUUUACACUGGAGCCUCCUGUGCCUCUGUAUCUCAAGCUUCUGCAUCCAGCCAGUGUCCAGUGGCAACCAAAGCUCUCGAGGACAGGCAGGGUCGUCACAGGAGAGGACAGGGACUUGUGAAGUGGUUGCUGCUCAUCGUUGCUGCAAUAAGAACAAGAUUGAAGAACGCUCUCAAACAGUCAAGUGCUCCUGCUUCCCAGGACAGGUAGCAGGGACAACAAGGGCUCUGCCCUCUUGUGUUGAAGCUUCCAUUGUGCGUCAGAAGUGGUGGUGUAAAAUGGAGCCGUGUCUGGAGGGGGAGGAGUGCCGAGUUCUCCCUGACCUCACUGGCUGGUCAUGCAUCUCUGGGAACAAAGUGAAGACCACAAAGGUUGCACGGUAACAAGACAGAAGCUCCAUCUAAUCAGUGCAAACCCACACCGACCUGCUGCAGUCAACUUAAGUAACACUGGACUCUGAGGGCGCCCUGUCAGAUAGAGCACGGAACAAUAUAGAUUUAAUUAGAUAUCUCCUUGCUCAGCUUAAAAAGGCAAAAACUCAUUAUUUUAAUUUCCUUUGUCUUGAAACAAUUUGGUUUGUGUUAGUCCCAUGGAGUGGACAAUCUAUUAGCAGCUGGCUUAAGAUAAAAUGACGGUGCACCUUUUCCAAUCCAAACAGACAGCUUCUGCAAAAGCCUGUACCAUUGUGUUUGCGUUUGAUAUGCUGGGCAUAUUGUGAUGCACUCAAUCAAAGUUUGGAUGGGCCUGCUGGCAGACACUUAAAAAGAGAUUUUGUGGAUUUUCAGGAGGCAGAAUGUGAAUCCAGUCAGUGGAUUGUGACUCGCACAGCCGAUCAAAGCUGAGGACCACAAAUUCUGAGAAAGUUAUGAUUAUGUAGCAUUUGCAGACAACGCUGCCCCUUGACUUACUCCAGGUUUUAUAAAGGGGUCAGAUCCCUUUGGACUAGUCCUUACCAGGAAGAGGCACUCUCAUAAACAUGGAUGCAUACACAAGCGUAGAGGUUGGACUCCACUGGUUGGACAGGCCACCACCUGCAAGGCUGUGAAGGCUGCACACAAGCAUGAAGCCCUGAUGCAAAACAAGGAGUGUUUGAAAUGCUAAUCAUGGGGAGGAAGGAGAGAGAAAAGAGAAGAGGAGCUUCUUCACUGCUGAGAGUCUUUACAUCAUGCUUUUUUGUUUGUCUCUCUAAACUGAGCGCUCCUGUGGAGGGGACUCUGCUUCUAGUAAUGAUUGGAAACGCUGGUGAUUCUCUGCCUUGAGGCACAUUCGAGCCACUAAACAAAACGGAAUGUUUACCAUCAUUACCACUUCAUCAGUCGUCCUUUUUAUAUUAAUAUCAUUCCUUUUGGACCCACUCCUGAUUGCCUCUCUUUUAACUUUGCAUUUCACCUUUUUUACAAUGAAGAGACAUUCUAUAAUAACGCAAACGCGGCACCUGAGAAUCACUCCAUCCGAGGCGUCAGGCUUGUAUGAAUGCCACACGCUGUGCUAGCUGAAAGCAGCUGAAUUCCAAGCAGUGUGCUCAACGUAACGCAAUUAUGCAUUAUGAUUGUUUUGAUUGUGUCAAGAUUCUCCACCGAGCUGUCAUGCAGUUCAAGUAUUUGUACGUGGAUUUGCGUUGUAAACAUUCAAAUUUUAAUUGUUAUUUAAUGACAGCAGUGCCAUGGAUACAGUGGAUAAGAUAAAAUCAUGUGAUUUUAAGGUGUAUUUUAAACUACAGUAUUCCAUUGUGCUGGAUAUGUUAGAAAACCUUUCUUCUAAAUCAUUAUAGAGAGCAGCUUAUCCAACAACCAAUUCUUAUUGUUCCUUUUCAGGAGCUUUGUAGACAGCAGAGUCUCCAUCAUAUGUGUUAUAUCAAAGCUGAUAUGAACUCAUCAGAAGCUUGUGAUGCAGCUCACAACAGUAUUAUAAAACUAAUCGAACGUCAGUAGGAUAAAGUAGGACGAUGGUGCUUCAACAAUAGAGUUUACGUAAGAACGUGGUUGUAUGUAAUGAAUGUAGCUAUAUAAAGGGAUAGAAUCUUCUUCCAAUAUAAUUCAACAACAGCACAAACUGUUGUAUGAUUCUGGAUUGUGCAGCUUUUGUAAUGUAAUGUUACAGAGUAAAGGUGUUAAUGCAAUACAAAAACAAUGCUGCAAGAACCAGCAGUGAAACUAUGAUCCAGUAUUUAUUUCAGAACAUUUGGACCAGAGGAGUAACUCAACCGACAACUCCACCUUUUAUCUGUUCAAGCAGAAACACUGUCUGGUUGCAGCAUCUCACUGCUGAGGAUUCGCUGCUUUCUUGGUCUUAUGUGAUAGUAAACUCAAUAUCUUCAAGUUUUGAAGUGUCAGUCAGACAAUAUACGCAAUCUGAAGCCAUCACCCCAGGCUUUAGAAAGAAAACGAUCGUCACAGUCGCAGUUUUUUUAAUAAUUUGUCACUCUUGAUGUUUGUUCAGUUUUGACAACUGAAGCUGAGCAGAAUCCUGUUAAUGAUGUAAACAAACUCGGGGACUAAACCAAGCAAAAUGUAGUCUAUUCAUAACCUCUUCAGGCAAGAAGUUUUCUGAAUACUAUCUUGAUAAAGAAGCUUCUCAGUGACUGCUUUAACUUCUCAGGCUUGAACUGAAAAUGAAGUUCACACACAGAGGAGUUACGAUAUAAUAUGUCAUUACGAGUUGAACUCAGGAGCUUGUUGAGCUUUCCUAAAAGUCUAACAGUAAUCUUUUACCCCUAUAUUUGCUCAUUGAGCCAUUCCCCAUCUUGUACUUUUGAAUUCAUAUUAUGCAGAAAUGCAAAGCUCAUUGAAGUUAAAGGUCCAAUGAUUCCCUGGCUUGUUCUUAAGGCUUGAAUAGAACUGGACAAGAAAGCUUUAGAAAGAUCAGGAACUCAUAGAGCUGCGUUUUCUUACCAACUCUACAGAGGCUGAAAAAAACAGAAGAAUCCACAGGGAAUAUAACAGAAUAAGCUGAUGUAUGGCUUCCACAUUAUCUCUAUGUUCACAGUCUCUAUUGUGUUUGCUUUCAGCAAACAUGCUGAGAUUAUUUUUUACUUUCCUGUGCACAGAGUAUGUAUUGUAUUGUCAUGGUUGUAACAUAAAGCUGUGCUAGCUUUACUGUG
Molecule: messenger RNA, 3434 nt
Organism: Amphiprion ocellaris (clown anemonefish)
Lineage: Eukaryota; Metazoa; Chordata; Actinopteri; Pomacentridae
Product: chemokine-like protein TAFA-4
Exons: 5
Coding region: 316-717 (133 amino acids)
Molecular function (GO): receptor ligand activity
Source: RefSeq, a predicted model, not a curated record